UUUGACUUAUUAGUCUGGCCACCCGCUGGGGGAUAUCUGUGAGAUUGCUAGCCUGGCUGCUGGUGCUUUUCAGUGCAUGGGAAACUGGAUGUGGAGGCCUUGUGUACAAGUGGGAGGACAGAUGGAGUGAACACACGGUCACCAACAGUGUAUCUCUUAGACUGUGUACAUCUUAUUGUUUCACAUGUGAUUAACAGUGGAAUAUCACCUGAAAAGAUCAGGGAUUGAGAAAAGUGUAGAAUGCAUGAGAUUGCCUAGGAUUUCUCAGUUUCAAAAACUCUUUAUUUAUUCUUAAUGGCCAGGCUCUUCCAGAGACAGAAAUCAGCAACUAUGCAAAGACAAUCCGUGGCAAUGAAGACCUAACCAGUGCACUCUAUGAUCUGCUAGAGAAUGACAGAGAGCAUGAGAUCAUUGAUCCUGUGUGCCAUCAGUUAUUUGAGUUCUACAGGUCAAGAGUAGAAAACUUGCAGUACUUCACCAUGGACCUUGUGCCCACGUUGAUUUGGUCGUACCUGGCAGCCAUCAGCAGGAACCAGAAAAAGGCAAUUGGUGGUAUAGAAGCAUGCCUGCUAGGAAUCUAUAAUUUGGAAAUUGUCACCCCCAAUGGAAAACCCAAAGUUGAGACUUUCAGCUUCCCCACUCUGUGCAAAGCUUCCAUUUAUCAUGAGCCCUUUGGCUUGGCCGCCCUGACCCUGACGGAGGCUGCCUUGCAGUCUGAGCACGGAGAGCCAAUGGUGGUGACGAGCAGUGCCAUGCCACAGGUAGAACACAUUAAUUCCCAGAACAGACACAGUGUUUUGACCUAUGUACUGUCAUGCUACAGCAACGUCAUUUGUGCCCUGUCUCCAAGGUCUCAUAUGACAGCUUGUUACUUGGCAACCAGAGCAUGUAGAACUGGUUUUGGUGACCUGGACAGAGUGCCAAGCUCUCACAGCACUGGUCCUGGGCACAGUGACCACAUCCUAGCUGACCCCAGGAUUAAAGUGACUCCAGGGUUCUUAGUGGAACUGCUCAAUAUUGUCUACUAUGUCAUGUUUACCACUCAGCCUCAGCUAGGGGCUGCUGCUCUGGAUGCAAUACAUAAUAGAGCAGCAUACGAGCUCUUCUCUGAUGUUAUGAUGGUGUCCAAUGCCAUUAAAAACUCAUUGCUGGUCAAUCCUAGUGGCAAGCCAAUGGAUGGCCCCAUGGGCAUCAGUGUGGCCGUGUCACCUGCAACCUCGACCCUCUCAUUCACCAAACCUGCAAUCACUAAUGCUUCCUUCAGGACAAAAAAAUUACCAGAUGACAUCACCGUGGAUGAUGCAGAUGCUGCUACGUCCCCAACAAUUUCAGUGUCAAUCUCCGAGGACUACCCGGAGAACCCAGAAAAAACCAAAUCUGGCAGCAAGACAGGAUUCAAACCUCCCAAGUCACCACACAGGAAAGCAGAGAAGAGCAGCAAGCCCCACAAAAAGGAUUCGGCUAAGGACACUGAUGGUGCUAGUCCCAAACCUGGCAGGAGUAGCUUGGGUACCAUGGCAACCAGUAGGCAGGACAGCACAGACAGUAAUACCAACAGCACAACAGGGAAGAUGACUGUGUCAGUCGUAAAAGGGCAGAGCAAAUCUACUGUGGACUCUCUAGAAAUGAUGCCAAUGAUAAAAUCUGUGGACAAAAAGAAAUAUGGGCACAAUGAUGACUCUGUUGGUAAAGUGCAUGCUGAGAGGAAUUCUGGGCAUUUCAGUCAGGUCGAACCUCCAGGAGUGAACAACCAAGAGUCUGGAGUCUGCACUGCCAUUGACACUUGAUUGACUGAUUUAAUUCAAGAAAAUAAAUAAUUCCAAUCUCUGGCUGAGACCUGCAGUUCACAUUAUUACCUUUUUUUAUACACAUAUGUUGCUGAGCAACUUUUCCUGUUCCAUGUCGUUUUUUAUUUGUGUCCUCUAGAGCAUGACUGCUAUUCAAUCUACAGUAUAUUAUUCUGUCAUAAUAAGUUAAGUUAGGGUGAACAUUUUGAACCACCCAUCUACGUGUGGGAUAUUGAAGAAGUCUACUUCUUGUCAACCUCAAUACCCUAUUUUAAGUUAGUUUUGUCUUUUUUUAACCAUUGGAACAAAUGGCAGUGGAUGUAAGCAGCACUUCAGUGCCAGACUGUGAUAAUGAAUACUAAAAUACUAUUGUCUAAUCAAGUCAGUUACUUACAUAGGUUAGGUCAUGUGUUUUAUGUGUGUCAGAAAAAAUAGCACAUCAAAGUCAGUUACAAGAUUGCUGACAAUGGGGGAAUACUCUGUGAGUCUUGGUAUUCACGGGGAUAGGUCAACAGUGGGAUUGAAGUGUUUUAUCAGGAUUUUUGUAGUUAUUUGGAUGCAUCAUACUAGAACGUAAUUGUGUCUACGUGAACUCAUUUGUACAAUACAUAUGUUUAUUUCUGUUAGGUCUUCGUGUGAAUGAGAUUUAAGCAAUUUAGUCUCGGUGAGAAAUUCUGUAUUCAGCUUCAGUCAGGAUAAGUUACAUCCAUUUCCUCAGUAGACCAUCUUCCUGACUUGACUAUUUAAAUCUUUUUAUCUAAGCAAUAUAAAUGUUAAUGUUUUUUUUUUAUUUCAUUUAAUAUCUUUUAGCCAUAAGGGUUAAUUAAAGCUGGCAAGAUGUUUGUGAAAACAUUAAAGUCAGAGCAGAGUUUUGUAUUGUGUAAAUGGAAAACCUCUUGAUUUUGUAUUCUGAAAUAUAGCAAACCUUAACCUCUGUUUUCAUAAGCUGUAACACCUAAUGAUGGGUAAGUUUUUCAACAUUUUAAAGAUUAAAUACUUGAAAUCAAGCAGCUAGUUACUAUACAUUUUUAUGGAAGAUGCAUAAAACAUGAAAGCUUACAUAUGCAGUACAUUGUAUCAGUUGAACAAACCAGACCAGCAUUCAGAAAUGUUAUUUUCAGUAGUAAAUGUGUGCAGGAAUUAAGAGAUACGUAAGAAUAUGAAAAACUAUAGAAAAAUUAAUUCCUAGUUCUAAUAUCCUUGUAAGAGUUACUUCUGAUACAUUCUUCAGAACAUUCAGAAAUUUUUCUCAAAUAUAUGUAAUUAUCCCCUGAAUGUGAAUAUUUAAUUUUUUAACUUGUAUUUGUAAAGACCGAAGACAAAUAGAGAUUCUAUGAUGUUUGGGUGUGGCAAUCAAGAUCUUAUAACUAGGCAGAUCUGUUUUUCUUUCCUAUGGAACACCUUCGCCUAACCAAGCAGGUUAGAAAAAAAACUCUUCCGGUAAGAACAUACACUCUAGCUGUUCGUUAUCACAGUAGAUUUAUUGUGCAAGAUUUCUAUGGUAAGAUUUGAGGUUGACAUUGAGAUUUCAGCAAGUCUGACUGUUGUGGUUAUUGCUGAGGGGUUGUGAAUAAAAAAGCCUAUGUGGCUAUGUUGACUCUAUUCUGUUUGUUUUCUCAUACAUGGCUGGUGGCUAUUGCUAAUGCAAAUGUAUCAGGAAGCCCACAGACACUGGGGCCACAUACCAGUAGUUAGCAAGGCAAAGUUGUCAUGGGCUGUGGUUUCCUUAAUGCAAGAGGUUAUGUAUUUUUGUCACACCGUCUGGUGGAGAACUUGUUGUGUUUAAUGACACAAAUCACUAUUGUGGAAUCACGGAUGUACAGAGUUCGAUUUCACCUUGACGAGCAGUAUUUUGAGAACAGAGCGACAUGGAAGAAAAAUGUGACAGAUUUCACCUAAAAUCUUGUUCAAUACUACCCAGCUAAAAUGAUAAUGGCAUUUUGAAAGGUCAUUUUCAGAUAUAAAAAAUACCAAAUGCACAAGUGCCUCAGCUGAAAGUAUUAAUGUCUUAUAGAAAUAAUUUCCUUUUUAGUUAGUUUGGUGAAGUUCUGUUAUACACGUGUAUUGACAUAUUUCAAAGUCUUCUGCACAAUGGUUUAAGGCACUUUUAUAACAUGAUAUACCCCCCCUUUUCCUAGAAGUAUACAAGCAUACAUAAUCUUUUGCUUAUGAAUCCCAUCAGAGUUCUUAGUAACACCCUACCCCUUGUUAACAAGACACUAAUCAUUCCCAUUCCUUCUAAAAUACUAUUUCUGCCAUCACUGAUAACGAAAAACAAGAAGACCUUGUACCAGAUUUUUGCACACACAUAUUGACAUAAUGUGUCAUAGCACAGACAUUUCCCUAGCUGGAUGCAAAUAAUAAUCUGUUCAUCUUUCAGCGGAAGUCAAAUCUGUGUUGGUGUCAAGUAGUUUCAGUGAUUCAAAUGAUACAGUUGUCUGGUUUAUUUGUUCUUAAGAGCUCAUGGGCAGAAGGGAAGUUGCCAUUGUUUGGGGUAGUUAAA
Molecule: messenger RNA, 4290 nt
Organism: Lingula anatina
Lineage: Eukaryota; Metazoa; Brachiopoda; Lingulata; Lingulida; Lingulidae
Product: hyccin 2
Biological process (GO): protein localization to plasma membrane; phosphatidylinositol phosphate biosynthetic process
Cellular component (GO): plasma membrane
Source: RefSeq, a predicted model, not a curated record